GAAUUUCGUUUCGUCUUGCUUCUCAUUCGAUUCCAAGAGAAGAUAUGGAUGAUAGUUGUGCAGUCUGCGCCGAACCUCUUGAAUGGGUCGCUUACGGACCAUGUGGUCAUCGCGAGGUCUGCUCGACCUGCGUCGCUCGUCUUCGAUUCAUCUGCGACGAUCGGCGUUGUUGCAUCUGCAAGACCGAAUGCAAAAUUGUUUUCGUCACGAAGGCUUUAGGAGAUUAUACGAGGAUGAUAACUGACUUCUCGGUCUUUCCAUCUGAUUCGUCCGAGGGUCAAGUUGGGGCAUACUAUUACCAUGAGGACACACAGGCUUUUUUUGAUGAUUCAGAUCAUUACAAAAUGAUCAGAGCAAUGUGUAGGCUCUCUUGCAGUGUGUGUGACAGGAUGGGGGAUGAAGGGAAUGACAGCUCCACGAGAAAGGGAAAAUUUAGAAACAUUGAGCAGUUGAAGAGCCAUUUAUAUCACCGGCACAGAUUAUUUAUGUGUAGUCUAUGUUUGGAAGGAAGGAAGAUAUUUAUUUGUGAACAAAAGCUCUAUACUAGAUCACAGUUGAAUCAACAUAUAAACACAGGAAAUUCUGAAGUGGAUGGAAGUGAAAGUGAAAGAGGUGGCUUUAUGGGUCAUCCCAUGUGUGAGUUCUGCAAACGUCCAUUCUAUGGGGAUAAUGAGCUGUAUUCACAUAUGUCUACUGAACAUUUUACCUGCCACAUAUGCCAAAGACAACACCCAGGACAGUUUGAAUACUAUAAAGACUAUGAUGACUUGGAGAUUCAUUUCCGUCGUGAGCAUUUCCUAUGCGAGGAUGAGGCCUGCCUUGUCAAAAAAUUCAUUGUUUUCCCAACAGAAUCGGAAUUGAAGAGGCAUAAUGCUAUAGAGCACGGCGGGCAAAUGUCUCGUUCCAAGCGGAAUGCUGCCCUUCAGAUUCCAACUAGCUUUCGAUAUCGAAGGAGUAAUGAACAAGAUCAUCGACGUGGAAGGGGUCGUGGGUUCCGUUCAGAGUCCUCUGAUGGUCAACUUUCAUUAGCUAUUCAAGCGAGUCUUGAGACGGCCAAUAUGGAGAACACGACCCAUGACCCUUCUUCCUCCUACACACAAGUUUCUGAUCGUGCAAAGAGUACUGAACUUGAAACAUCCCCAGACCCCUUUGAAUCCUCUUUUCCUCCUGAAACUAUGACACCUUCUGAGACUUCUUCAAGAUACCGUCAGGCACUGGGACAUAAUUCUAUAAAUGCACCUUUACAAGAAUCCUUUUUUCCUCCCCUUCCUCUGGCACAAGUUAGCAGUCAACAGAAGCCUAAGCAUGCACCUGAAGGAACGGCUAAGAACACGAUGGCUGCUCGGCUUCGUCACCGCAACAGUGGCACUGUAAAUGUUCUCAAUUCAGCUCAGGCUUGGCCGGCAGCAAGAUCAGCAACUAGUACUUCUACUCAGUUUAGGCCUCCAACUAGUUAUGGACUUGUAUCACCUAGUCCCACCAUCUCUUCACAGAGUAAGUUAGUCACAACAAAUGGUCCUGCACCAUCUAGUUAUGCAAGUUUUGGUCAGGGUAGGCCAGCAACAGUUCACGGACUUGCAUCAGCUAGCUCUGCAAGUUCAUCAUGGAAUUCAGGUGGUGGUGCUGGUGGUAGGGUCAGCCUUUCUGCAUCGGCUCCUAAUCCAGUAGUGGCGGGAUCCUUGGACUCUUCCAUGUCUAAUUUUCCUCCUGUUUCUGCAACACAAAAGCAUAACUUACAAAAAGAUAGCCUGCCUUUGCCUGAUGUUAAAGAUGUUCAUACUGCAAACAAAUCUUUGGUGGAAAGGAUGCGUGAAGCCCUUGAAUUGGAUGAGAGCAAAUUCACUGCUUUCAAAGAUUUAUCAGCAGAGUAUCGUCAAGGUGUGAUUGAUGCGGUUGAGUAUCUAGCCUAUGCUCAGCAGUUUGGGUUGUCACAUCUUGUUCCUGAGCUAGCUAGACUCUGUCCUGAUGCUCAGAAGCAGAAAGUGUUGCUUGAAACCUACAAUGCCAAUCUGUGGAAUUCUACCCAACAAAAUGGAUGGGACUGCAGUUCUGAUCACUCGAAAGACAUUAAAAGUGGGAACAAAGGUAAAGGCAAGUGCUUAGGUACUGCAAACAGUAAUUCAAUGGGAAAUUUGGUCAGGAACAAGGGUAAAGGGAAGUGUUCAGAAGGUGCAAAUACUGAGGAAACAUUAGCGGACAGGAUCAUGAACACUGUAAAGAAACUGCAAUUAGAUCAUAAGCCUCCUGAAGGAGAUGUUGAGGUACUAUCAAAAGAUGGAUAUCGUGCUUCCAGAGGAAAAUCAAAGGCAUUUGUUGAUGAUCGGGUACGGUUGACUGCCGCAGGUUCAGAUGUUGCAGAAUUGACGAAUCAAAAUGAUUCACAUUCUCCUGGUGGUGGUGGUUUGAACCAAAGCUUGGCAACUGGGGGAGGAAGUAAACAACGGAAGAAGACAUCAAAGUUCCUAAGAGUUCGUCUUGGUGAUGGCUCCGCGGCAGGUGUGUUAGAGCUUAUGGAUUCCGGGCCCAAUUCAGAACAAGUUGAAGAGACAGGUAAUGGGAAGAGUUCCUCUGGUGAAAAUUUGCCAGUUCGUGGAGUUUGGCGAAAUGGUGGAGGGCAGAGACUUAUGCGGCAGGGAGGCAAGUGAGACAGCAAAGCUAAUUGAUUGGCUGUUAGCCUUGUAGAGAAGCGCAAGCUUUUGGUAACUGAGCUGGGUUUUAUUUUAUGAAUAUAUAUAGGUGGGUCUCUUUUUUGCCUUUCCCCUACGUUGCU
This is a messenger RNA of Telopea speciosissima, 2770 nucleotides long. Its product is annotated as E3 ubiquitin-protein ligase ZNF598. The record is from RefSeq and is a predicted model, not a curated record. Gene Ontology annotation, biological process: protein ubiquitination; rescue of stalled cytosolic ribosome. The coding region runs from base 45 to 2645 and encodes 866 amino acids. NCBI's taxonomy places the organism in Eukaryota, Viridiplantae, Streptophyta, Magnoliopsida, Proteales, Proteaceae. The transcript is spliced from 7 exons. Gene Ontology annotation, molecular function: ribosome binding; ubiquitin protein ligase activity.